UCAGUGGGGUUGUGCUCUCUACUGACGGACAUUCAUCUUUGAGCUGCUCUCACUCUGGAUGGAAUCAUGUCAAUUAACCCAGAUGUGAAACACCUGCUCCACCUGUGUCAGCAAACAAAGAUGGAGACCUACUCAUCAACUGCUGUCUGGGUGACAUUUCUAUCUUUACCUCUGCUUCUUUUGAAAUACAAAGCCCACACUGCUUCAGAACUAUAUCAAGCAGCAGCCUAUAACACCGUGAGUAAUAAUAACAGCUUGCUCUGCCUUGACGGGUUAAUGUGUGUUUAUAUAUCAAAGGUGCAAUUCGCUGAUCUUCCUCAUGCCAUUUACGUCCGAGAUGAACACAGUGGAUAUUACCAAGCCGUCGCAAUAGCAAAACACUGCCACUACUUCCUAGGUGAAAGUGAUACUUUCAUGAUCUUAACAAUUGCUUCCCAUGGCUGUUUUGUGAAAAGACAAGUAAACAUACACCACUAGUCUGACAGUAGUUAUCAUGGCACCUGAAGACAGAGGAAGAUUUGGGGUGUUCGAGUCAAUACCUCUCAUUUGUGAAUGGGGAAUUAAAGAGGCAAUCAAAGAGCGUUAUCCACCAGUGCCGAGACAGCUGUUCUGCAGCAAGGAUGGGUUUAACAUCACCAUCAACCAGAAUGCCACAGUCCCGCCUCUGAACAUGACCGAUGUCUGGAUCCCCUCCGGUCAAAGCCACAUCUGUGAACCCAGAAAAAUAUCCAAGGAUGUUGUGACUUUCCUCUUUCCGUUCACUGAUUGUGGUGCUCAGUCCAUGGUGGAAGAUGGAGUUAUAACUUACUGGGUCAACAUGGAGGCGAAACAACAUCGACAAAGAGGCUCUAUAUUUCGUGACACUCCUUUCAAUCUCACUGUGAGUUGUAGGUUUGAGCUGGUCAAAAUAACACAAGCAAGGAUCAAAGUUCAGGGAGAAUCUGAGUUCCUGUCAACUUUGAGAAACACAGAAAUACUCAGGACUGAAAUGAGGUUCGCCAGAGAUUCUUCUUACAGUUUUUUCUACUCCCCUCAAGACCCUCCAGCAGAUACUGAGCUUGGCCGGCCUGUGUAUGUGGAGGUGUCUCUUCUCAAACACGAGGAUAAGGACCUGGUGCUGCUGUUGGAUGACUGCUGGGCCACACCGACAGAAAACCUGUAUGACCCGCAACGAUGGAACCUGCUUGUCAACGGGUGCCCUUUUACUGGCGAUAGUCACAGAACCGUUGUGUUGCCAGUCGUCCCCAGCAAGGAGCUGACGUGCCCCUCUCUUCACAAAUGGUUUGUGGUCAGGAUGUUCUCAUUUGUGAAGCCCACAACAUCUGAAAACCAGGUAUAUUUUCACUGCAAUAUAGAGAUCUGUAAAAGACCAGGCUGCUUACAGUCCUGCAGCAACAAAAUGCGUAAACUAAGAAGAAUUACACCAGAGCCAGGACCCAGGAUUCUUCACAGUGUGGUCUCUGGUGGACCCCUUCUUUAUCGACUUUAAAUAUCCAGAAAAAGAAACCUGCAAUCUGAAGUCGUAUUUGGAGGCCCCAAGAUUUAUAACAGACAUGUCCUUGAUUUGUAAUAAAAACAAAUCAACUCUUUGCUAUAUUGGUCUUCGAUAGGGUCCCAUUAGGUAACUUAUUCUUGAUCGACUCAACUCAUCUGUUGAUUGUAUCAAAUAAUGCAAGUUGUCAGAAAGUCUUGUCCCAAAACUCAAAUUGGUGUGGCAGUUUUUCUACAUGAUAUCCCAUUUAUCAGAGCAGAGCAAGGCAGUCUCCUUCUCCUCUUUCGGUUGGUUUGGGUCAUUUUCUUUUCACAGUGUGAACACCUUUCACAUUUUUGUGCAAUUCAUCAGUGGAUCACGAUGAAUCACAUACCGUCACCCUCCUAAACUAAUGGCCCAAGUCAUUUUGUCCGGGUUUUCAGAAAACACAAUCAAAUUUACCAAAUGUUAAAUAUAUGAUAUUUAUUAAUAAUUUCACUCAAAAAGGUUAUAACAAUAGAUGACUAUUGACAAACUUAUAACGAUGUUUGUCAAUUAUGUAACAUAAGAGGAAUAAAUGACCUAGACCAAUUUUUUAACAUGCCUUUGUGACUUAAGCAAUUUUAAACCUUCAACACUAAUGCAUGACUAACAGACUAAAUAAAAAAUAAUGCUGAGGAGGCAUGUGCAUCUCUUUAGUUCUCCCUCUAGCUCUUCUUUGCUGGUUUCUUGACUGAUGCCUAUUAAUGUGGCAAAUUGUCAAAGAGGUGAUGACACUCAACGGGCAUGACGUUUUUCAUUGACUGGAGGUCCUGGAACUUUCUCUCCUUGAUUUGCAGAGCACAUAGAAACAUCCAACAUUACACAGAUUCUGGAGCCUUUCCACUCUUUGCUAAAUGCUAGCUUCAUGGACCUAGCUAUUUUGCUGACUAAAAUGCUGACUAAAAAGACUAAAUAACUGUGCAAUAUUUAUAGCCUAGCCUAUAUUAUAGUAACCCUCAUCACUUCCCAAUAGGGGACGAGCCAUGAAUAAUGUAUAUAACUUCAGUGGCUAAGUAGAUUUUCGUUCUAUAUGAUGUAGACGCCAUCUUGAAAAGCUUGUAAAAUUGUAAGUCACAUUCUUGACAUAGGCCAUUAUUUUACAGGGAUAGAAUCCCAAGAUCUGUUCACCUGAGGAUACGAUUUUACCAGAGGUGGCCAGCAUCAUGAGGAGAGGCCAUUAUUUUAGGAAGGUCACGAUAUUGAAGAAGUGCAUGAACGUUUACAUCAGUUUAGGCCAAAUUUUUUGUGAACUUAGUCUAAAAUAAACAAACUCCCACAUGAAAGAUGUUCUCCUCUACAUUGAGCCAUAUUUGUA
This is a messenger RNA of Platichthys flesus (European flounder), 2828 nucleotides long. RefSeq names its product zona pellucida sperm-binding protein 4-like. Gene Ontology annotation, cellular component: egg coat. Bases 494 to 1489 code for a protein of 331 amino acids. The record is from RefSeq and is a predicted model, not a curated record. Gene Ontology annotation, biological process: prevention of polyspermy; binding of sperm to zona pellucida. Gene Ontology annotation, molecular function: acrosin binding; structural constituent of egg coat. NCBI's taxonomy places the organism in Eukaryota, Metazoa, Chordata, Actinopteri, Pleuronectiformes, Pleuronectidae. The transcript has 10 exons.